Molecule: messenger RNA, 5249 nt
Organism: Poeciliopsis prolifica (blackstripe livebearer)
Lineage: Eukaryota; Metazoa; Chordata; Actinopteri; Cyprinodontiformes; Poeciliidae
Product: inactive ubiquitin carboxyl-terminal hydrolase 54-like
Biological process (GO): protein deubiquitination
Molecular function (GO): cysteine-type deubiquitinase activity
Source: RefSeq, a predicted model, not a curated record
CUCCGCUCCGCUCCGGUCCGGUCCGGUCCGGGUCCAGAUUCUGCCGUCCGGCCACGGGCCGCCCCGCAUCCUGGCCGGGUGAAGGUCUCCCCUCCGGCCGCAGAUCUGUGCUGACCCCUGACGACUCUGCUGACCUUUAACCCCUGACCUGCCUUUCAAAGUGUCAGAUUUGGGAAAUUAAACCAGUCGUUGAAUCCUCACUGGAAGCCUGAGCUGCUGGAGCUGAAGAAAAUUUCCUGGAUUGUUUUUAUUUUAAUGUAGAACAACAGGAGGAAAUUUUGAUCAAACAGAUUUUUGGGGUUCGUCCGGGAGUUUUUCUCACCAGCGUCCUCCGGUCCGGAUGACAUGGAUCCCUGGACCGAAGAACCAGGAAGUUGAUCAGGGACGCAGCAGAGGAAGGAGCAUGUCGUGGAAGGGGAACUACUUUGCAUCAGGAGGCGGCGGAGGCACACAGGGAGUGGCGGCGGCGCACACCAUGGCGUCCAUCGCUCCCAGUAAGGGGCUGAGCAACGAGCCGGGUCAGAACAGCUGCUUCCUGAACAGCGCACUGCAGGUUCUGUGGCACCUGGAUAUCUUCCGUAGGAGUUUCCGUCAGCUCUCCUCCCAUAAGUGUCUGGAGGAUUCCUGCAUCUUCUGCGCCCUGAAGAACAUCUUUGCCCAGUUCCAGUUCAGCAGCGAGAAGGUUCUGCCGUCCGACGCCCUGCGCAGCGCGCUGGCCAAGAGCUUCCAGGACCAGCAGCGCUUCCAGCUGGGCAUCAUGGACGACGCCGCCGAGUGCUUCGAGAACAUCCUGAUGAGAAUCCACUUCCACAUCUCAGACGAUACCAAGGAGGACGUCUGCACCGCCAGGCACUGCAUCCCGCACCAGAAGUUCGCCAUGACGCUGUUUGAGCAGUGUGUGUGCAGUAGCUGCGGAGCGACCUCUGACCCUCUGCCCUUCAUCCAGAUGGUCCACUACGUCUCCACCACCUCGCUGUGCAACCAGGCGCUGAAGAUGUUGGAGUGCAGAGACAAACCGACGCCCAGCAUGUUCGGAGAGCUGCUGCGCAACGCAAGCAUGGGCGACCUGCGCACCUGCCCAAGCCGGUGCGGCCAGCAGCUCCGGAUCGCCCGUGUUCUGCUCAACAGCCCAGAGAUCGUCAGCAUCGGCCUGGUGUGGGACUCGGAGCGGUCGGACCUGGCCGAGGACGUCAUCCACUCCCUGGGAACCCGCCUGCGACUCGGAGAUCUGUUCUACAGGGUGACGGAGGAGAAGGCCCGGCGGGCCGAGCUCUACCUGGUGGGCGUGGUCUGCUACUACGGCAAGCACUACUCCACCUUCUUCUUCCAGACCAAGAUCAGGAGGUGGAUGUACUUCGAUGACGCUCAUGUGAAGGAGAUCGGGCCCCGGUGGAAGGACGUGGUGUCGCGCUGCAUCAAGGGCCGCUACCAGCCGCUGCUGCUGCUGUACGCCGACCCGCGUGGGACGCCGGUGACCCUGCAGGACCUGCCUCCGCGCCUCGACCUGCAGCGCCUCCACAGGGGCUACGACAGCGAGGACUCGGGCCGUGAGCCGUCCAUCUCCAGCGACACGCGAACCGACUCGUCCACAGAGAGCUACUGUGGCCACCAGUCCUCCCAGUCCUCCCAGUCCUACCAUGAGGCCGUGGCGAGUCGCUGCUCAUCCGACUCCCAGGGAACGCUCGUCUGCAUGGAGCGACCCGACAGAACGCAGCACGCCUCCCUCUGCAGCCUGGACGCCAUCGGCCGCGAUGCGGAAGCUGAGCAGCCUCUGAGGAAAGGAGGCGGAGCCGCAGAAAGGAGGCGGAGCUCCAACAGGUCGCUGCGAAUCAAACCAGAACCCGAGUCGCCAUCAGCAGGUUACCACAGCGAUGGAGAAACCUUAAAGGAGAAGCAGGCUCCUCGGCACCUCCCCAAACCUUCAUCCUCAUCCUCAGCCAGUCGCCUCAGAGACUUUAAGGAGACGAUGACCAAUAUGAUCCGCCGGUCGUCCUCCUCGUCCUCGUCCUCUCUGCCGACCGCCGUUCUCUCCUCUGAGCUCCUCCCUGCUGCAGUCCCGGACUGGGAGGCCGACAGCACCAGCAGCGAGUCCAAGGCCAGCUCCUCAGGAGGAGCGGGGAGUUGCCGGCCGGCCUGGAGGCCGCGGAGGGAGACGCUCAACAUCGACAACAUCUUCACGCGCGAGCGGCGCAGGCAGGCGGGAUACAACCCGCUGGGGGGAGGAGCUUGUGAGGCCGACGGGGCCCACACCGCCUCCUCGGGCCAGGAGGAGGCGCCGUCCAUCAGAGCGGCGCUCUGCCGGACUCUCCCCAGCUCCUUCAGAGGACAGCAGCUCCCUGCUCCUCCUAGGUUGAUCCAGAGGAUGGAGAGCGGCUACGAGAGCAGCGGGAGGAACAGCCUGGACCUCAGCCUGGGCGACAGGGAGAGCGUUGACAGGAAGCCUUCCUCCUCCUCAUCCUCAGGACCGUCGUGGAAGAACAUCAGGUCAAAGAGGAGCGGCGCUCUGCUGCAGGACCUCCACUCCACCAGCAGGGGGCGCCUCGGUACGAAGGCCCUCGUCUCAGGAGAUCCAGAGAGCGUCUGUAACCCUGACGUUCCUGCUGCUGCAGCGCCCCCCGCAGGCCGCAGCGAGCUGGACCAGCUGCAGGAGGAGGUGCUGCAGAGAGCCAGGGAGGAGGAGCGGCAGCGGCGGCAGGAGAAGGAGCGGGAGGAGGCGCUGGGCUUCAACCCCAGACCCAGCAAGUACCUGGACCUGGACCAGCUGCAGAUCCAAGGUAAAGGCGACAGCUUAGACAGGUGUGUGAUGGAGGCGGAGCUCCUGCUGGACCAGUCGUUGCGGUUGGAGCAGGCGGGCGAUGUUGCGGCGGCGCUGUCUGCGGUCAAUGAAGCCGUGUCCAAGCUGCGGCCGGUGGCGGCCGAGGGCGCAGCCGGCAGCCACAGCCGGCUGCAGCGCUGCAUGAGGAGAUGCCGCAGCCUGCAGCAGCGCAUGCAGCAGCUGCAGCAGUCAGAGGCAGUAAGACAGGAAGCAGAGCAGCAGGAGGAGCAGCAGACGCUGGAACAGCCCAGAUCAGAGCCUCUCCAGCUCCCAGUACUUCUGACAGACAAGCAGGGCAACCAAUCAGCUGCCCAACAGGACCACCAGGCUCCUGCCCCUUUCACCUGCCUUGUUAAGCCCCUCCCUCCUGCAGAGGGUUUGCCCUCUGACCCUGCCUCCAGUAGGAGCCCCUGCUCUGGCUUUGGGAAACUCGGUAGCACCAGGUCCCUCCCUGCUCUCGCUGUGGAAACUUACCUGGACGACUUGGCUCCGCCCCCUCUACCGGAAGAGGCGUGGUCUGGCCCGUCACAAGCCCUGCCUCCUCACUGGCCACGUUCUCAAACUCCAUCACCUGCCACAGGUGACAACAGGUGUCUUGAGAUGACGGAAGAUUCGGGAUACAAACAGGCCACGCCCACAAGCCUAGCCCCGCCCCCUUCCUCUUGCCCAACCAGGAAGUGGUCUUGUUUAACCCUGGAUCAGCUGGAUGUUGUGGAUUCUCCCUCUGGCUCUGCCCUCACUGUGGGCUGGCCAAUCAGGAGCUGCUCCCCACCAGCCAAUCAGGUUCUCAGAGGCCUGCCUGUGCAACGCUGGGCUGAAAACGUCAACAGAUACUACAACUCCCAGCAUGCAGCGGCAGAAGAGGAGUUAUCGGAGCUGGAUACGCUGUACCAGGCCAGCCUGCAGGCUCCCAGCACGCGGGGCAGCCGUGGAGUCACCCCGCAGCCAGGGGGCAGCAGAGCAGCGGUGAGGAGAACGCCGUCCGGAUCCAGACGCUGCAAAACGCCGACGGCUGAAAUCGAGAGAAACGCCUACAGGAGACCGGUCUCACCUGGAGAGCAGCCCCCUGCAGGUGACGACGAGAACUACAGCGCAGAGAACCUGCGACGCCUCGCUCGAACUCUGAGUGGAACCGCGAUCAGAUCGAGACCGCAGAACCUCCAGCAGAACCUCCAGCAGAACCUCCAGCAGAACCUCCAGUACAGCUGUGGCCCCUCUGUGUCCAGGCCCCCCCUCAGACACUCAGACCUUCACUGCUCCUCUUCCUCCUUCCUCCUCCGCCCCAGCACCUCCUCCCUCCACCUCCCCUCCUCCUUCACAGCAGACGGCUCCUCCCUCCACCGACUCCACGGCCCUCCGGCUCCACGGCCGCCCCCACCUGCAGACGCCACGGCCCCCCCCUCCUGGUCUUCCUCAGGUUCACCUUGGCACCAGGUUCUGGUUCUGUCUGACAGCGGUCCGACUCCUUCAGCUCUCCGCGGAGUUGCCAUGAGUUACGCCACUCUUCCUCGGAGCGCCCCGCCCCCCUCCAGGCCCAGACCCGGUUCUGCUGGUUCUGCUGGUCCACAGAGUCUCUACGGCGCCCCGCUCGCCCCCCAGCGCCAUCAUCAGGCAUCACUUCCUGCUCCACGGCGCCCCCAUGUGUUAGAAGAUGUUCCUGCUCAGCCUCGGCGCCUCGACGUUCCUCCUGAGACGGACUGGCGGCGCCAUGUGGACCCGCGGGCCGCCCGGCACCGACCCGCCAGGCCUCUGUGGCCCGGUACCAUUCAGGCAGCAAACAGAGAGGGAGCCGUCGGCAGGUUCAUGGAGGUCAGAGUUCACGACCAGAACCAGAACCUCAGUGGAGACAGAAGAAGCUGAGCAGAUCCAGAACUUCCCUGAAGAACCAGAACAGAGCCGGAUCAGAACCAAAGCCAGCAGAACUCUCGGUCCAGAACCUCCUCUGUUCUGCUGGACCCGUGUGGCUCCAGCUGAGCAGCAGCAGAAGAAAAGAACCUGGAUGUGGUUCUGCUCCAGCGUAGACGUUCUGCAGGUUCUGGUUCUGUUGGGUUUCCUCUGGGAUCUUCAUCCUGAUGUUUCCUGUUUCCCUUACCCAGUUCUGAUGUCACUUCCUGACCGGUUUCCUUCCUGUUUUCCCAAAAGUUCUGCAGAACUCCGCCCGGCUGGCGCCGCAGGUGGGCAGAACAAACCCACCAGCUUUAUGUGAAGGUGAAGAAACGUCCCAGUCAAAGUUCUGCUUCCCAUCAUGUCAGUUUCUAGUCCGGCUUGUUUUUCUCAACCUCAUGUCCAAGUUCUGGUUCUGUUGAUCCAGAAGGUUCUGAAUGAGUCCAGAAACCAGAGCAACAAAAAUAGAAAAAUGUUGUGCAGGUUUUCAGUUUCCGGUAGAAAAUCUGAAUGAAAGAAAAGAAUAAAUAUUUUCCACUUUUGACUUUCA